UCUAACAAGGAGACCAAAAUGGCGGCUGUUUUCAGACGUUAUGACAUCGUACAGUUUACACCCGUAUACUAGCAGAAAAUGAACUUUCAGUAUGAUAUGUAGUGUACGGGAAAUCAAGAGACUUCAAUGUAAUUUAUCAGGAGGGCGAAAUGUGGUGUUAAUGAGGACAAUGAGGUCACUGUCCACAAAUUUCCGACCUGUUCACGUGCUUGGGAUCAAUGGGCUUUUUUGGAACUCUGGCAAAGAUAGAUCCUUGCAAAGAAUGUUUCCUUUGAACUAUCCGAGGACCCUCCUGUUCCACACAUCUGCAAUGGUUGCUGUGAACAAAAGGGCUGAAAGGAUGGAGAAAUCAAGAGAAAAAUCAGCGCAGCUCUUAGAAAGUUUACGGAAGACACGUCUCGAAGGCCUUGCUAAUCCAAGGCCUUUGUUGUCACGUGACGAAAAGAUCAUUAAGCAAAUAGAAAAGUUAGAGUCCAUCAAGAAACUAGUUACGUCUUACUGGGUUGCAGUGAAAAGAAAGCAAGAACUGACUCCGUUGCAUAAAGUCACAAUUCUUGAAUGUAUUGUGAAGUAUUUCAACAAAAGCGUUCAAAUGAGAGACGUGUUUCUGGUACAAGAAUUGCAGCAGAGGCUUUUUCAGAUGCUGGUGCAGGACAUAAGGUCAAAUGUCAAUGAGUUGGAUGCUAACCAGUUAUACACAGUUGCCAUCUGCAUGGCAACGUUGUGCGUAAAAGAUCCCCCAGUUUAUAAAGAUCUUGAAAGAGGAAUUUUAUAUUACAAACUGGCAGGAUACUCGACCAAACAACUCUCACAGUUGAGCUGGGCAUUUGCAAAGUACUGUCGAUAUACAAAUGUUGAUCAAAUCUUCCAUGCUUUGAACGAAGAGAUAUUCUCGAGGGAACUAUCUGAUUUUACUUCUGAAGAAAUGUUGUCCAUAGUCUGGUCAUUUUCUGAGUAUGGUUUCUCAGACACUGGUCAGUUCUACCAGGUGAUGGGUAAUGAGAUUUUAACCCGUGAUCUCAACCAAUUCCAGCCAUGGAUGGUGGCAUCCUUUGCAUUUGCAUAUUCUACCGUAGCGACGUUGAAUGCUGAAGUGUUAAAGGUUGUCGAGGAAGAGCUGUUUCAGCGUGAAGAUCUGACACCUUUUGCUACAAAUGAUUUAGUGAUGCUUGUUUUGGCCUUUGCUAGAGUUCAAAAACUUCAUCCCAUACUAUUUAAACUGUUAGAAACUGUAAUGGUGAAAAGGAGAGACUACAAAGAGACAGUUGUGGAGGAUCACUUGCAAGAAAUGCAUGAUCUCCUCAAGAACAGUGAGCUUCAUUUAGCAGUCUUAGUGAAAAUAAUUGAGCGUGUGUUGGACCCACAUGUUUGCAAUUCCUUAUUUGACAUUUUGUUUCGGCCUCGUAGAUCAUGGAAAGAAAAAAUGCUUCACCAGUACUUGUUUAAAGCUUAUUAGACAACUUACUAAGCAUGUAAUGGAUUUACAUGUAAGUAGCCAUCUCUUAGCAAGAGCUAUCAACUUAUUCCAAAUUGCCUACUACAAUAUUGAACUUUAAUUAUUGGAGAACAUUUAAGGAAAAAAACCUAAGGCAAAAAGCAUUAAGAAAUGUGAUUAUUUAAGUGCUUAAAAGAUGAUUUCCAGUCCAUACAGCACACUCUCUAGAGUUUGUUUGCGUUUUUUGUUUUGUUUCAUGUAAGACAUCACAAAAUGUAAACAUUUUGCAACUGCUUAGAUGAAGUAAAUUCAAAGUGUCAAAGCGACCGUUAUUAUGCCUUUAUAUGGAUGCGAAGCAGUCAAACCUUUAUGCUUCAUCCUUUCUCAUAUCACUUGAUGAAACAACUUUGCAGCUUUAAAAAUCAAUAAAACUGUUGGAAAAAGAAUUUGAAAGGCCUCAAAGAUAAAGGUACAUGCAUGUGGUUCGUAAGGAAUACUGUAACAUCGAUUUGCAUUCCAUCGAGUGAGCCUUAUAAUGUUUAUAAACAUUAGGGUGCUGAGACUGCACAGUACGGACUGGAAAACAAUUUUAACUAUUCUGAUCUGUAGUAAAAAUUAUCAAUAAAUUUUGUUGUCUUCGCAUCCAAAUUGUAGCAUUCUGUGUUAUGAGCCUCGUUACAUCCCUUUAGAAGAUUACAAGCAAUGUAGAGAAUAGAUCAUAUUCAUAAAAAGAAGGAAAGUAUUGAUACAAGAAGGGAUUUUGACCGACUGUUUCAUCUAGAUUCAUCUCGUCUUCAUGUUCCCAGCAAACUUUUCAGCAGAAACCUCUUGGAACAGUAUCUUUUGUUAUGGCUAAGCUGGGUUUCGAGUUCAAGCCCAAAAUCCCUCGAAGCUGUUCCUAAAGCCAAACAUUGGCAACGAACAUCCUACAAACAAACGCUCUACCAAGGAAUGGUGUUGUUCGGCAGCCAUUGCCGAGGAGCAGAAAGCGAGGUUAAGUCGUAUGUAAAAAGACUAUUGCUGUGUUUUAUUAUAUUAAGUUUAACUUCAGUUACAAAAUCUAAUUUUCUAAACUCAGUGGUUGGAGAAUUCAAUAAAACAAUUUCACGCCUUGCGGUUUGUACUUAAGAUUUUCUUUUAGAAAAAAGCGUCUGCACCAACAUUGUAAUUAGUUGAACAAAAUAAAAACAUACUUUUUACAAGAG
This is a messenger RNA of Orbicella faveolata, 2640 nucleotides long. RefSeq lists its product as uncharacterized. The record is from RefSeq and is a predicted model, not a curated record. Lineage: Eukaryota; Metazoa; Cnidaria; Anthozoa; Scleractinia; Merulinidae.